Messenger RNA from Rotaria sordida, 1017 nucleotides. The record is from the annotation of a GenBank genome assembly. Lineage: Eukaryota; Metazoa; Rotifera; Eurotatoria; Philodinida; Philodinidae.
AUGGCAUCAAUAGUCAAUACACAGUUGAGUGAUGGUACAUUUUUUGGGCUUGGUCAUCCAAUGUUGGACGUUAGCACACACGUCUCAAACGAAUUUCUCCAACGAUUAAAAGAAAUCUUUACUAAUGGAAAUUAUCAUUUGAAUUAUAAUGCUGGUGGUUCGACACAAAAUACAUUAAGAACGAUCAAUUGGCUACUUGACCGACCCAAUAUCACUGUUUGUAUGGGUUGCAUUGGGAAUGAUGAGUCCGGUAAAAUAUUGGAGGAGCAAAUGGAGAAUUGUUUAUAUCAGAAAACUUCUGAUUCGCCUACGGCAACAUGUCUUAUUUUAAUAACAGAACAAGCCAGAUCGAUGAUAACAGAUCUUGGUGCAGCAAAUAGAUUUACAAUUGAUUAUUUGAAUAAAUCAGAAAAUUGGUUGUACGUUGAGCGAGCAAAAUUAUUCUACAUACCGGGAUAUUUUGUUCGAACUUGUCCAGAAGCAGUGUUCAAAUUGGCUCGACAUGCUGCAAAUACAAAGAAAAUAUUUGCUCUCAAUUUAUCAGCUGAAUAUAUUUGUCAAAAAUUUGGUGAUAUACUUAUGCAAUUAUUACCUUUUAUUGAUUUCCUAUUUGGAAAUGAACAGGAAGUAAAAUGUUUUGCUCAAUAUCAGAUGAAAAACAAUACAAAUGAUGAUAUAUUACCCAUCGCUAGAGAACUACAGAAAUUGUUGAUAAAGAAUACCAAAACAUGUGUGAUAGUAACUCAUGGUGCUGAUCCAAUUAUUCUAGCAUCAAAUCAUGGUGUGAAAGUAUUUGCUGUUAAACGACUCUCAAAAAUCGUCGAUACUAUCGGAUGUGGCGAUGCGUUUGUUGGAGGUUUUCUAGCAUAUUGGUCUUUGGAUGGAUCGAUCGAUGAAUGCAUCAACGCUGCAUGUUAUUGCGCAUAUGAAUGUUUAUCACAAACAGAAUGUCAAUUUACAAACAAACCUUUAUUUAAUCAGACGGAGCGAUUUUGUGAACUAGAAGAUUCAUGUUGA